AUGGAUAGAGACCAGCGAGAACCGCCGCCGCACACGAAUUCGAAUGGGUAUUUCGUCCCUGACGUCACUUACCUAGACCCAGGAAAUCGUCGAAUGCGAAUCGUCACCAUAGGUGCUGGCUUCUCGGGCAUAAUGUAUGCAUAUCGCUUUCAGAAUGAACUUGAGAAUGUCGAACACGUCAUCUAUGAAAAGAAUGGUGAUAUUGGCGGGACGUGGCUGGAAAAUCGCUAUCCUAAUUGCGCCUGUGACGGCAAGUCAUUCACCAUCGUUAUAGCAGUCAAUGAUUCUAUCUGGAAAUACCUCGAUCGUGUAUGUCGAGUUUGGGACCUGCGUAAGUAUAUGCAGUUCAACAGCCGUGUGAUUGAGGCGACGUGGAAUGAGGAUCUUGGAAAGUGGAUGCUAAAGGUAGAGCAAACCUACUCGGACGAAAGCACGAGUGUGUUGGAGGAUGAAUGUGAUGUACUUAUUCAGGCUACGGGUAUGCUUAACAAUCCCAAAUUGCCGGAGACUCAGGGAUUAGGGUCCUUCAAAGGUCGAGUGGUACACACGGCACAAUGGCCUGAUGACUUCAAUGCCGCUGAAUGGACCGGGAAGAAAAUCGUCAUCGUAGGAGCAGGAUCGUCCAGCAUACAAGCGACUCCCGGAAUGCAACCGUAUGCGAAAGAACUGCACGUUUUCAUACGAUCCAAGUCCUGGCUGGCGUCCGUUCAACCAAACUACGGUUUUGUGAGGCUCGCAUUUCUCUGGCCCAACCUCAACAACGUGAUACUGACAUCAGAGUUCAAGGGUCUCAAGAAGAACAAGAGAGUUUUGCCCGUGAUCACGCAAAAUUGGUUUCGCAAGCACGAGUCUAUGAAGCAGGAAGUCUGGAAAGCCUUGUUCAAAGAUUCUCUCGAACAAGAGGCUCUCCGGUCGCGCUUUCAACAGAUCAUGCGCGAUGAACUUGAGGACGAAACACUCGUGAAGGGCUUGGUUCCAGAUUUCGCCGUGGGCUGUCGAAGAACGUCUCCGGGUCGCGCAUUUAUGCAAGCACUGAAAAAGCCGAACGUAUUUCCUCAUUUCACAGCACUGGCCAAAGUGCGUGAAACCUCUGUGAUUGGAGCGGAUGGUAGCGAGAUUGCAGAUAUUGAUGCCAUUGUCCUCGCGACUGGGUUUGAUACAACCUACUUGCCUCGAUUCAAUGUGGUGGGCAUGAAUGGUAUUUCUCUGAGAGCUAAAUUUACACCCAACCCGGAUUCCUAUCUUGGAAUCGGUGUUCCAGAUUUUCCAAAUUUCAUACUUACCUUCGGGCCUACCUUUCCGGUACUUACGGGAUCAGUGACGGCCUCAAUUAGUGCUGUGGCAGACUAUGCCAUCCAGAUGAUCAAGAAAAUUCAGGCUGAAGACCUCCUCUAUGUUUGUCCACGACAAGAUAUUACGGAUCAGUUCAACGAGCACUGCCAAACCAUGUUGCACGGAACCGUCUGGGAAGAUCACUGCAAUUCGUGGUACAAGCGACCAUCGGAUGGUCGCAUUACCGCAGUCUGGCCUGGUAUAUAA
Messenger RNA from Fonsecaea nubica, 1539 nucleotides. RefSeq lists its product as hypothetical. The transcript is spliced from 9 exons. Gene Ontology annotation, molecular function: NADP binding; N,N-dimethylaniline monooxygenase activity; flavin adenine dinucleotide binding. NCBI's taxonomy places the organism in Eukaryota, Fungi, Ascomycota, Eurotiomycetes, Chaetothyriales, Herpotrichiellaceae. The coding region runs from base 1 to 1539 and encodes 512 amino acids. The record is from RefSeq and is a predicted model, not a curated record.